AUGUCUGAACACUCCAAGUCCCCAAGAGAAGAACCAGACACCACAACCCCCACAGUGCCGGACUUCAUAGGAUACCACAACCCCGGAAACACCAAUAUACCAGCAAUCCAGAUAACACCACCACCAACACCACCACCCGAAGCUACGGUCACCGGUGUAGAGAGGACUGAGCCAAUUGAGAGAGCUUACACCUUCAGUAUGAUGCAGGAGGUUCCACCCGAAGAACAGGAGUACCGCGAUGAGACCGGGUAUGGGAAGAAGGAACAGAGAGGGGCAUUUGGGUUGGCUAUGAGAAAGGUGUCAGCUAAGAUGCAUAUUGGAGUACUUGAUGAGGUGGCGAAGAAUAUUGGAGACGUUAUGACUAGGCCGUGGAGUAUUGGGCGCCGGGGUGGGGACGCCGGGGACGCUGGGGACGCCGGGGACGCUGGGGGUGAGGGGAAGAGGAUUGAGAUUGGGAGAUAUCUUUUUGAGGUGAAAGAAGAUGGGGGUGCUAAGGGAGAGAGCAGCAGGAGUGGGGGAGCGGCCGGGAGUGGUAAUCCAAAGAAGAAGAGUUGGGGGAGGGGAAUCGUGGUGGGGGGAGAGAUCGUGAUGGGAGGCAAAAAUCUUGAUGUAGAUCGAGGAAACUGGUGA
Morchella importuna is the source of this 630-nucleotide messenger RNA. RefSeq lists its product as uncharacterized. The record is from RefSeq and is a predicted model, not a curated record. NCBI's taxonomy places the organism in Eukaryota, Fungi, Ascomycota, Pezizomycetes, Pezizales, Morchellaceae. The transcript has a single exon. Bases 1 to 630 code for a protein of 209 amino acids.